Molecule: messenger RNA, 1285 nt
Organism: Bombina bombina (fire-bellied toad)
Lineage: Eukaryota; Metazoa; Chordata; Amphibia; Anura; Bombinatoridae
Product: chromatin assembly factor 1 subunit A-B
Exons: 5
Coding region: 200-1285 (361 amino acids)
Biological process (GO): nucleosome assembly
Cellular component (GO): CAF-1 complex; nucleus
Source: RefSeq, a predicted model, not a curated record
UCCCGCCAAAUACAAUCGCGAGCGCUCAGCGCACUAUACGUGCAAGUAGAACCGUAACCGGACUUGGGGUAAUAUCGGGCGCUCACAAGGUUGAGCACAAUAGUUGCCUGUUUUGUCUUAAGGAGUUAAAACAAACGCCGGCGCUGAGCGUAGUAGGGAGCCUGGUUGUGACCAGGAGAUCCAGGCUCGCGAGCGGAGGAUGCCGGUUAAAGGAGUACAGGGGGAAGGGGUAGAGACCCGGGAUAAGAAGACCAAGGGCUCGGCAGCUAUGAAAGCAUCAUCCAGAGCUGCUCCAAAGAAGAUGGUUCAAGCUCAAUUACCUUUCAAACGAUUGAAUCCUGUUCCUAAGGAGAAUGGUACGUUCGAAGAGAAGAAAAUAAAAGGAACACAGAAUUUGUCACCAGACAGCAGCAGUUUGCAUGCGCUGAAUUCCUCUAGAGAAGACUUGGAGAAUGAUGAUCAGAUGGAUACUGAGGAACUACUUCCACUUCCAAAAGCUGUCAAUGGGAAAGGACCAUUGGAUCACUAUCUCAAGAAGGCUUCCAAAGAUGUAUGUCCUGUUAUUGACCUUACUGAGGAUUCAAAUUCUGGCAUCCCUGACAAUAAACUGCCAAAUGGUGAGAUCCAAACUCAACUUCAAAAUGGGUCUUUCUCGUCGGAGAGUGGUCCACCAAGCCCUCUGCCAUCCACAGAUCAGUGUAAUACUUCUAUGGAAACUGAAACUCAAGAGAAAGAGGACAAUUGUAAACUAAAAGAGCAGAACUCUGAUUAUCAUGCAUCUAGAGUUACCUGUAGCCCUAAGUUGCCUGUUACAGAUAUGGAGGACAAUACAGCUUUAAAACUGUCUCCACAGAAAGACUCUUCUGCAGAGGAAGAAUCUUCUGCACCCUCGUCCACUAGUUCCCCAGUUUCAGCAGUCAGCUCUCCUGAAGCCCACUCUGGUCUUCAAGAAGAAGAUUGUACCAGCCCUUCUUGUCUUACCACACCAGUGCGUAAAGUUACUGUACAAAACAGUUCUACGGAAAAGAAAAAUCCAAGAAGCAAAGAACAUGAUGAGAAAAGGAGGAAGCUGCAGGCUGAGAAGCAGGAGAGAGAGAAGACAAGAGAGGAGGCUAAGGUUGCUAAGGAACGUGCAAAGGAAGAAGCAAAGAAAAAAAGAGAUGAAGAAAAAGAAAUGAAGGAGAAGGAGAGAAAGGAGAAAAAGGAGAAAGAGGACAGAGAGAAGGCAGAGAAACUGCGGUUGAAGGAGGAAAAGAAAAAGGAGAAGCUGGAGGCCAUUGAGUAA